Messenger RNA from Anopheles gambiae (African malaria mosquito), 5032 nucleotides. RefSeq names its product trehalase. NCBI's taxonomy places the organism in Eukaryota, Metazoa, Arthropoda, Insecta, Diptera, Culicidae. Gene Ontology annotation, biological process: trehalose catabolic process. The record is from RefSeq and is a predicted model, not a curated record. The transcript is spliced from 6 exons. Bases 2845 to 4593 code for a protein of 582 amino acids. Gene Ontology annotation, molecular function: alpha,alpha-trehalase activity.
GUCAGUAGUGCGAGUCGCAGGCAGCGUGCGAAACACCCCCUUUGGCGUAAAAUCCGCAACUUGCUGCGAUACCACACACACAGAAAAUUGCGGUCGCCUGAUCGCCAAUUUCAGGCGCAUUGCAAGACACUUUGUGGUGGGUGACGGUGACAACGCGCAAAAAGAGAGUGAGAGAAAAUCGACUCACACCCACCGGCUGCUGUUGGUCGGUGACGUAGUGUAACUGUGCCAAAGCGUCAUUCUUUGGUUAGUGGUGGAGUGCUUUAGGUAGUGGAUCGCGUUCCUGUUUUGCGUGUUUACGCUAGUGAAGACGACGCGCUCCCAUUGCGUCACCUAACGAUCGCAACACGUGUACGAUUUCCCGCGCAAAAGGUGCACGUUUUCCCGGUGGGGGCGUGUGUACGAUUGUGUGUGUGUGUGUGUGCGUGUGAGUGUUUGUAAUAGUGCGAUUGUGUUAGUUGGCCAUCAUUUGUUGCACCAUUUCUACUGCUGCACCGUUUUGUCCCGUCGGUUGCUCGUUUCGUACGUGGUUUUGUUGGGGAAUUGGAUUGGAUUGGACGCUACAGACGCUGUGGCCUUAUCCACCGUCGCAGGAUUUCUGCAGACGACGACCGUUUUGAAAAGGGUGCUGUGUUUGUUUAUCUUUCCGUCACUCGUGUCGCGCUGAAAUCCGAGAACCAUUGCUGAGCAGGGUUGCACAAAAAAAAAAAAAAGAAAAUCCACCUCACUUUGCAACACGAAAGCAAAAAAAAGAGCCGCCCGCAAGCGAGUGAGAAGGCCACGGGCGGUUUGGAAAUGUCACUUCCGUUUUUGUCUUUUUUUUUUGUUUUCGUAUUGCAGUUGCGGUUUUUCAAGCCCCAAGCUCAGAUUGCCCAGUGCCAGUGGCUCGUGUGCACAGCCCGGCCGGCUAGAGCGCGUGCCAGUUCGUUCUCGUGAACUGGAACUCAUGUCCGGUUCGUGUCUUGGGCAGCCUUGAAGUACGUGAAAGUACCGCGACCGCGCGUUCUUAUCGGUAACAAAUCGCGCUGCUCUCGGACCGCUGUCGUGCUUCGGGGGGGAGGCAGCUCGCGUUCGAGGAAAGAAUAAAAAUCCCGAUUACACGAUUUUUCAAUUCCUUCUAAGCCUGUAUCUCCCACUGUGGCUGGUCGGCUGAUAACACUGGUUUCUGAUCUCGGCAUGGCUUCUGUUUAGAGAUUCACAUAAUUGCCAAGCUGACGCUGUUCCUAGCUGCACUGCACCGCAGCGAGCAGGGUGGGAAAGAGUGCGGUAUGUACGCUGCUUGCGUAAGAGAACAAUGGAACAGUCAGGCCACCCCCCCUGGUGUGGUGCGAUCAUGUGCAACUGCACAUGGAGAAGCGUCCGUUGGGCGGAAGUUGUCAACGUCAUGGCAGUGAUUUGAUGAGGCGAUAUUAAUCAUAAACACACAGCGCACUUGCAAGCAAAUCACUCACAAAGCUCCAUUACAGGGGCACAAUUUUGUUAAUUAUUGAUGAUCUUUAAGUGGGGGAUUUGGCUCAAACAGAGAAGACGAACCCCUUAAAUAAGCUCACAAAUAUCUUUUGUUUUUUGACCUCAACAAAACGAAAAUUGAUUUGUGGUGCAGUUAUCAUUUGAUCGUCCUUUCGAUGAGAAAAAAGCUAACUGAGAAAACCCAUUGUUUCGCUACCGUUAUAAGCGCAGACCCCCGAGGGGGUGAAGUAAAACGGUUUGAUGCAAUAAUUAUAGACCGAGACUGAUCCCGCGAAAUACAUCGCGCAAGGAAAAGAUGCUAGGGCUGCAUAGUGCCGUGACGAAUCGUUGAUCGAAUCGCAACAAAAGGUCGGUUGCAGAAAAUUGAAUUUUAAACAUUUGGCUUCUACCCUUGCAUAUCAUGGAACCGAGUGAGUUGAUCGUGACGAGUAUUGCCUUGACUAUUAUUUCUUCUUACAGCUCUUUUUGUGAGUGAGAAAAAUGCUUUAAUCGAAGCUAAACACUAAAACAAGAUUAAACUCAAUAUACAUUCUUAUUUCAGCAGCAAAUUUUCUAAUUUUCCAAGCUAGACAGUUUUCGAGCUGUUUUGAAUUUUCCACUGCAGCCUCAACGACUUUUUCGAGCAGCUCAAGGUACUUACAGAAAUAUGUGACGCCUGAGGAUAAAACAACAGCUUUAUUGCUGUUUUUAAAGCAUAAAAAUAGCUGUGAAUAUUAUACAAACUCUUUUAGAUAUAAAAUUAUCUGAAAACGAUAGCAUUUUCCGCCAAUAAGAGGAAUAAAACCGCAUGAACACCGCAACGGUUCGUUUGAAAUGACAACUGACAGCAGAGUGACGUUCUGAAGAAUGCUCUUUGUUUACCUUCGCUCGCCGUACGCGUACAUCGUCAGCACAUUUUUCGACGGUGUCCCGUGAGCUGGUGUUACCCGGAGCAGUUGGCCGCGAAAUAUAACCACUCCGGAAGCGUGGUGUGCUGCGUAUCCUGUGCCGACACAGACAGCGGGCCAUCCCCAAUCGGUGGUAAUUCGGGAAAGGGUCACAACUUCCCUUGAUCGCCUCCCCCGGACGUCUGGAGCGAUGUCGACGCAGUGAUCGUUCACCAAAAGCACACCCGUUUCCUGGUUAGAUUGAGCCACCAUCGCUCUGGGUGGUACAGUUUGUGGUGGUGCUGUGUAACGUAUUUCCUUCAAGUGAUACUUACUCCCAUCGACGGAAGAGUGGCCAAAAUGUUCUGCUAGACCGAAUACAGAACGACAGCGUCGUGUGGACGAGGAGACGGCCAUUGCGGAAGCACAGUACCUGGUAUCAGUGCCCCCCAACACCUUUGAGGCAGAAGCAUUGAACGGAUUGAAGAAGAAACCACACCGAAGCACAAUGUUGGUUGCAAGCAAACCGGGGCCCAUCCAGUGCCUCCUAGACAGUGAAAUCUACUGCCAUGGGGAGCUGCUCAAGACGGUGCAGAUGAGCGAGAUCUAUCCCGACUCGAAGACGUUCGUCGACAUGAAGAUGCGCAAGUCGCCGAACGAGACGCUUGACUCGUUCCACGAGUUUAUGGUCGCGCAGGACAACAGCCCGUCGAAGGCGAAGCUGAAGGAGUGGGUGGAAUCGAACUUUGAGAAGCCCGGGGCUGAGUUUGAAAACUGGACGCCGGACGACUGGACCGCAAGCCCGAAAUUCCUCGCGCGCAUCAAGGACGAAGAUUUGCGCGGUUUCGCCUCCGAACUGAAUAAGAUCUGGCACUCGCUCGGCCGUAAGAUGACGUCGGAUGUGGCGCUCAAUCCGGACCUCUACUCGAUCAUCCACGUGGACCAUCCGGUAAUCGUGCCGGGUGGACGGUUCCGCGAGUUCUACUACUGGGACUCGUACUGGAUCGUCAAGGGGCUGCUGCUGUCCGAGAUGUACAGCACCACCAAGGGCAUGCUGGAGAACUUCCUGUCGAUCAUCCAGCGGUACGGGUUCAUCCCGAACGGGGGCCGCAUCUACUACAGCAUGCGCUCGCAGCCGCCGCUGCUGUGCGGCAUGGUCAAGUCGUACGUCGACGCCACCAACGACACCAAGUUCGCGAUGGACAGCGUGGAAACGCUCGAGCGCGAGUUCCAGUUCUUCAUGAACAACUACGUGACGGAGGUGAACAACCACCAGCUGGCGACGUACGGCUACAAGUCGAGCGGGCCGCGCCCCGAAUCGUACCGCGAGGACGUGCUGAGUGCGGCCAUCUUCCAGCGGGAGGAGGACAAGCAGGACUACUACUGCGAGCUGAAGGCGGCCGCCGAAAGUGGGAUGGACUUUUCCAGCCGCUGGUUCAUCAAGGACGGCACGAACGCGGGCAACCUGACCGACCUGAAGUGCCGCUCGAUCGUGGCGGUCGAGCUGAACGCGAUCCUGUAUUGGAACGCGCUGAUCAUUGCCGAGUUCUACGGCUACCGGAACGACAUUGGCUCGAUCGCGAAGAAGGAAGAGUACCUGGCCAAGGCGGACGAGCUGAAGAAAGCGAUCAAUGCGGUGCUGUGGGACGAGCAGGAAGGGGCGUGGUUCGAUUACGAUCUGAUCAACAAGAAGCUGCGCAAGUACUUCACGCCGACCAACCUGUCGCCGCUCUGGGUCGGCUGCUACGAUCGGGAGGACAAGGAGCUGCCGAAGCGCAUCCUGGCGUACAUCGACCGGCUGCAGCUCGACCGCUAUCCGGGCGGUGUGCCGAACACGCUGCAAAACACCAACGAGCAGUGGGACUUCCCGAACGUGUGGGCCCCGAUGCAGCACAUGCUCGUAAUGGGGCUCGAUUCGCUGGAGAAUGCGGAAGCGAAGGAGCUGGCCUUCAGCUGGGCCCAGCGCUGGGUCCGGGGGAACUACCUAACCUACAACAAUACGCAUUCCAUGUUCGAAAAGUACGAUGCGCAAGAGCUCGGUGGACAUGGCAGUGGUGGUGAGUACGAAGUCCAGACCGGCUUCGGCUGGACCAACGGUGCCGCAAUGGAUCUGAUGAACAAGUACGCCGACAGACUGACGACAGUGGAUGCUGCGGAACAACCGGAAGACAAUGGAAACGGUGCGCUGGUAGCAUACUCCAUCAAUACCGGCAUUAUUGCCACACUGUUAGCAUUCUUCGUUGGAGUCUUCGGGUGAGCACAUUCACACACGUACCCUCGUGGACCGUAGACGUUGAACCAUCAUUUCACCAACCGUCAACCCUUGUCUCUGUUCAAUGUUUAACCGCACUUCGAUAGUCAUUCGAACGCUGUGGCACGUUGAAUUUGUGUCUCAACGUGUAUCGCGCCUCCUCGAAGCGUGUGAUAACGAAAGGCAAAUCUAACACUCUCCCAUUAAACCAUUCCAACGAGAAAACGUGUAACCUAUGCCAUUUGUUUUGUACGUGUGGCUCAUGGAACUAUCAAGUAUUACAAGUAUGGAAAGCGAAAUAGGACGAUGAUCAUGUGUCCGGUUUUCCAUCAAUCAGCAUCCAGGACGAACCCCAUCUGUUGAUUAACGUAUUAUGCACGGAACUGAAGCUACUAAAACUUAUCCAUAAAGAUACAGUGUGCAUCUCACAUGCAUAUCAUAGUGA